AUGCUUCGACUCAAGCAAGACCUUCAACUCUUUCUCCGGUGUAAUGUUGGGGACGGGAAUACAGCUUCGUUUUGGUUUGAUUAUUGGACAGACUUGGGUCCUCUAAUUCUUAUGUUUGGUUCCUCGGGGCCUCGUUCAUUGAGAAUUCCACUAAAUGCGACGGUUUCGGGCGCUGUAACUAAUGGCAACUGGAACUUACCGCCAGCACGCUUAGAGAGAGAAAGAGAAAGUUCCCAAGAGGCGGUCACUCUUCAAAUUGUCCUUUCUACACUUCAGGUUCCCUCAGCGGCUAGUGGAGGCGAUGUGUACUUGUGGAGGAAUCACUCGGGGGGUUUCGGGCCAUCCUUCUCUUCUCGUGUUACUUGGGAGAGGAUUCGUAACCCUUCGCCACCAGUAAGCUGGAACUCAGUCGUAUGGUUUAAGGAGGAGAUACCUCGCUGCUCGUUUAUUACAUGGACGGCUUAUCUUGGAAGGCUUCCCACGCGAGACCGUUUGAUCUCUUGGGGUUUGUCGGUACCGUCAGGUUGUGUCCUUUGCUCUGCUGCGGAUGAGUCCAUAAGUCAUCUUUUCUUUCAAUGUUCUUUUGCAGCUGCUACUUGGUCUCGUUUUUGUGGCAGGUUCAUGGCGUCUCCCCCGGCAACGUUGGCUGCGAUUGCUGAUCACUGUCUAAGUCUACAAGGUCCCCAUGCUCCAAGGGCGAAAGCGGUGAUGAAGCUGCUGAAUCAAGUCAUCGUUUACUCUCUAUGGCGCGAGCGGAACGUGCGUAUCUUCAGGGGCGUUACGUUGACUCAGGAGGCCUUCUUCCGUGGGGUUGACAGAGCAAUGCGUGACAGGCUACUGUCUCUGUCUCACUCCCGGUCUUCAGCUCAAGUUGCUGCUCCCUCUCUUCUUGAACUGUACUUUUGGUUCCUUUCCCCUUUUAGUUAA
Molecule: messenger RNA, 927 nt
Organism: Raphanus sativus (radish)
Lineage: Eukaryota; Viridiplantae; Streptophyta; Magnoliopsida; Brassicales; Brassicaceae
Exons: 1
Coding region: 1-927 (308 amino acids)
Source: RefSeq, a predicted model, not a curated record